CACUAAACAAGCCCACAUCUUUGAAACGCACCAAACUACGUCGUGUAACUUCAGUGGGUCCACUUUUAACUGCUGACUAGACCCAACAAAUUCACCUCCUUUAAGCAAAACAAAAUUAAUUAAAAAAAAAAAGACGCAAAGUCGUCUUGUUGCAGGAAAACAUUUUUUUCAACAUUUUCCUGCAAAUUUUGUCGAUCAAAUUGAACAAAAAAACCGCCAUUUUUGUGUUCUUCAAGCUUCAACUUCACAAUCUCAUUUCAAAACCCUAAUUUAUCGAAUUACGAGAAAAAGAGGGAAAAUUUGGUAGUCGGAAGGUAGAAGAAGAAGAAGAAGAUGUGGGUGUUUUACCUGAUAUCGUUGCCGAUGACAUUGGGGAUGGUUGUAAUAACCCUAAAAUACUUUGCUGGACCUCAUGUUCCUCGAUAUGUCUUCCUUACUGUUGGUUAUGCUUGGUUUUGUUCUCUUUCUAUUAUCAUUCUUGUCCCUGCCGACAUUUGGACGACAGUUAAUGGUCACUACAAUGGGGUCAUUUCAUUCUUGUGGAGCUGGUCGUAUUGGAGCACAUUUUUGUUAACUUGGGCUGUGGUGCCCCUUAUCCAGGGUUAUGAAGAUGCUGGAGACUUCACAUUGACGGAAAGAUUAAAAACAAGUGUACAUGUGAACCUUGUCUUUUAUCUUAUCGUUGGAUCUAUUGGUCUUCUUGGACUGAUACUUCUUUUCACUAUGCGCAGAAAGCUGAAAGGAGGUGUUCUUGGUUUUGCAAUGGCUUGUUCAAACACGUUCGGACUUGUUACUGGAGCCUUUUUACUCGGUUUUGGUUUAAGUGAAAUUCCCCGAAGCCUCUGGAAGAAUGCAGACUGGACAUUUCGGCAGAAACUAUUGUCCCAUAAGAUUGCAAAAAUGGCUUCGAAACUGGAUGAGGCUCAUCAGAACUUCUCAAAUGCAAUUGUGGUUGCUCAAGCAACCUCUAAUCAAAUGUCGAAGCGUGAUCCUUUACGGCCUUACAUGGAUGUAAUUGAUAAGAUGUUGACUGAAAUGUUCAAAGAAGAUCCAUCCUUCAAGCCUCAAGGAGGGAGAUUGGGUGAAAAUGACAUGGAUUAUGAUGCAGAUGAUAAAUCAAUGGCUCAGCUUAGGCGUCAACUUAGAGUAGCACAAGAGGAGUAUUAUCGGUACAAAAGUGAAUAUAUGACAUAUGUCUUGGAGGCCCUUGAGUUGGAAGACACCAUCAAAAACUAUGAACGACGUCAUGCUAAUGGAUGGAAAUUUAUUUCAAGCCUGAGAGGCAGUCGUCCUGGCAGAAUUGGCUCCUUCUUAGAUACUAUUGAGCUAUUAUGGCGCUGUAUCUUGAGGAAGCAAUUACAGAAACUUUUGGCUAUCGUACUUGGUUGCAUGUCAGUGGCAAUUCUUUUGGCUGAAGCGACGCUACUUCCCAAUGUUGAUCUGUCUCUUUUCUCAAUCCUCAUCAAAUCUGUGGGAAGACGGGAGUUAUUUGUGCAGGUCUUUGCAUUUAUUCCUCUGAUGUACAUGUGCAUAUGUACAUAUUAUUCAUUGCUCAAAAUUGGAAUGCUGAUGUUUUACUCACUAACGCCAAGACAAACAAGCUCUGUCAACCUGCUUAUGAUUUGCUCGAUGGUUGCUCGUUAUGCCCCACCAGUCUCUUACAAUUUUCUGAAUCUUAUCCGCCUUGAUGGGAAUGCUAAAACUAUCUUUGAAAAGCGAAUGGGCAACAUUGAUGAUGCUGUCCCCUUUUUUGGGAGGAGAUUUAACAAAAUUUACCCUCUCAUUAUGGUUGUCUACACAAUUCUGGUUGCUAGUAACUUUUUUGAUCGGGUGAUGAAUUUUUUUGGAAGUUGGAAAAGACUCAGGUUUCAAAGUGAAGCUGAAGACUUGGAUGGUUUUGAUCCAUCAGGAAUGAUCAUCUUGCAGAAAGAACGUUCUUGGCUUGAACAAGGACACAAAGUUGGUGAGCAGGUUAUACCAUUGGCAAGAAACUUUAAUGGUCUCAGCGUGGAUGUUGAGACUGGCAUAAAGUCGAAGGGCGAUCCUGCUGUUGAGAUGAAAGGAUCUUCAUCCAUGAAUGAUAUUAAAGGCAGUAUGGGGAAAACAUCAAAAUCUGAAGCUUGGCAAUCUAUUGGGAACAGGGAGGUGAUUGGCCACAAGUAUGCUGUAAUGAGAGAGCAGAACAAGCAAACAUCCAGCUCAAAACCUGCAGAGAAUACUAUAGCUGCCGCAAAGGUCUCGUUGUUGAAUUCUGAGACUUCCAGUUCAGCAAAUGACCUAAGACGCACAUCUUCUGGCAUGUCUUCCACAUGGCAGUCAAUGAAAAUGGGUUUUAACAAUUUCAAGACAAACCUUGAGGCAAAGAAAUUUCUUCCUCUAAAACAAUCCCAGGAACCAAAACUUCUCUCCCAUAAUUCUUCUUCUGAGUCUCUGGAUGAAAUAUUCCAGAGAUUGAAACGUCCUACUGUAGAUAGCACAACAUAUGUUUACGAUGAUGAUUACGAUGAUGAUAAUGAUACUGAGAUUAGGAAGUCAGGUUCAAAAAGAUGACAUUCUGUGUAAUUAAGAGCUACUCCCUAUAUGUAUAGGAACUGUGUCGCAGGCAGAGUGCUUGAGAUCAUUGUAUAGGUCUUAGUGAAAAGGUCAAAUGCCCGCGCAUGAGCUCACAAAUUUUUGCUGCACCCUGUGAUUCUGCUGUUGUGGGAUUAUUUGCUGUUGCCAUAUUGCAGCUGAUUAACUAGAACUGACUCAUAGGGUAACAAUGAAUUAUGUAUACAUUGUGAAAGAUGAUUCAUACCCUGAAGAAACCCAAUACACGAGAAAAUAUUUUUGUAUACUUAUAUGAAAGCAUAUUAGGUUUGGUACUUUUCCUAUAAUAGCCAAUUUUGUAUGUGUAUCUGGAAAUCGAUAUAUACUAGUGAAAUUUGUUUUCAACUGGGGCUUCUUCGCCCCACAUCCCUAA
Chenopodium quinoa (quinoa) is the source of this 2962-nucleotide messenger RNA. Its product is annotated as LMBR1 domain-containing protein 2 homolog A-like. Gene Ontology annotation, cellular component: membrane. The record is from RefSeq and is a predicted model, not a curated record. The coding region runs from base 334 to 2550 and encodes 738 amino acids. Lineage: Eukaryota; Viridiplantae; Streptophyta; Magnoliopsida; Caryophyllales; Amaranthaceae. The transcript is spliced from 14 exons.